Sorex fumeus (smoky shrew) is the source of this 4378-nucleotide messenger RNA. RefSeq names its product sprouty RTK signaling antagonist 3 (gene SPRY3). The transcript has 2 exons. Bases 458 to 1324 code for a protein of 288 amino acids. Gene Ontology annotation, biological process: animal organ development; negative regulation of MAP kinase activity; multicellular organism development. Gene Ontology annotation, cellular component: cytosol; membrane. Lineage: Eukaryota; Metazoa; Chordata; Mammalia; Eulipotyphla; Soricidae. The record is from RefSeq and is a predicted model, not a curated record.
AGGAGGAGAAAGAGGAGGAGGAGGAGGUGAACAACUUACCCUGCUGAGCUUUGGGGAAUACGCGCAUCAAGAUUUAGAUCUGCAGGUAAAAUCUACACAAAAUAUCUGCCACUACAGGUCUGACUCUCCUCCCCCUACCACUGUUUUUUUUUCCCUUUCCGUUUUCUCUGCUGUGUCAGAAAGACCAAGACAGAACUAUCUCUGUUUCUGGCCCCACUGCCAGUGAAGGAGUUUUCAUUCAGACUUUCCGAGCAGAGGUAAAGAAACCUAAAGACUCCGGAGAAGAAGAGGUCCUUUGAGCCAGAAGGAGCAUUAGUUCUGCUUUUCUCAGCAUGGAUCAACCCUUUCCUCAAGAAUUUUCUGAUGUGCCCUAAGGUCCAUUCAACUACAAGGGCUCUUGACCACCGUAAGUGCCACCCUGACCCAAAACCACUCAGAUAUCAAGAAUCAAGGCAAAAUGGAUGCUGCAGUGACCGAAGAUUUUCAACAAAUUCUGCCUAUUGAACAGCUGCGCUCUACUCAUGCUAGCAAUGAUUAUGUGGAGCGGCCUCCAGCCCCCUGUAAACAGGCCGUCUCCAGCCCGUCCCUUAUUGUGCAAACCCACAAAUCUGAUUGGUCUCUGGCUACCAUGCCUACUGCUCUCCCCCGCAGUCUCAGCCAGUGCCAUCAAUUGCAGCCCUUGCCUCAGCAUCUGAGCCAGUCUAGCAUUGCCAGCUCAAUGUCCCAUAGCACCACUGCCUCUGAUCAAAGGCUCUUGGCCAGCAUUACGCCCUCAUCUUCAGGCCAGUCCAUCAUCAGAACCCAGCCUGGAGCAGGGGCCCACCCAAAGGCUGAUGGUGCUCUGAAGGGAGAAGCUGAGCAAUCUGCAGUGCACCCUAAUGAGCACCUCUUCAUCUGCGAGGAAUGUGGGCGCUGUAAAUGUGUCCUCUGCACAGCAGCUCGCCCUCUCCCCUCCUGCUGGCUGUGCAACCAGCGUUGCCUUUGCUCUGCUGAGAGCCUCCUCGAUUAUGGCACCUGUCUCUGCUGCGUUAAGGGCCUCUUCUACCACUGCUCCACUGAUGAUGAAGACAACUGCGCUGAUGAGCCCUGCUCCUGUGGGCCUAGCUCUUGCUUCGUCCGCUGGGCAGCCAUGAGCCUCAUCUCCCUCUUCCUACCCUGCCUGUGCUGCUACCUGCCUACCCGUGGAUGCCUCCAUCUGUGCCAGCGGGGCUACGACAGCCUCAGGCGCCCAGGCUGCCGCUGUAAGAGGCACACCAACACUGUGUGCAGAAAAAUCUCUUCUGGCAGUGCGCCUUUCCCCAAGGCCCAGGAAAAGUCUGUAUGACCUUCCCAUGAAAUGGAUCCAGAGCUUUCUCCUUCUAGCCCCCAUCAGUAAGCUUCACCUUUGAAAGGGGGAGUAUAGAGAAGGAGUAAAGUAGCCAAAGUUAGGGUUUCACCAAUUUUGUUCCUGCAGUAUCAAGGGAAUGGCUGAGUACAUCCUAGUGGGAGAUGCCUUGUUCUUUUUCACAGUAUCUAGCCCACUCCCCUGUAACCUUUUUUCCUCCCUGCCACCUCAGCCCUCAUGACUGUCAAGGCAAAUUCAGGUGAUACUUAGGCAUGAGAUUUGGACACUGAGGACUGACAGAGCCAGCAACGUGGAGGUUUAGGGGCUCCCCAGUGAAAUGCCUCUCGAUGCAGGCUCUGAGAGUCACUCUGCUUUCCACAGUGCCUUUGGAAGCUUUCUUCUAAGAUGGUUUUCAUUGGUUCACGUGGAAGAACAUUCGCUAUUGCAGGGAAUUUGACCCCUUAUCCCUGUUAUCUACCCUUCUUUUCCUGAGUCUUCUCUUUCCCUCUUUCCUCUUUGUUCUUUGCUUGAUUUUGUAAUGCUUGCCCUUGAAUCCUCACCCUAUUUCUACUUUUACUGUGUUUUCUUUCGUUUUAUCUUCCCACUUACUUCUUCUCACUUCCUCUCCUGAACAAAUCCUUUGCCUGUAUUUCUAUCGUGUUUGAUCAAGCUUUGUUUCUCUUCUUGUCCCUGUUUCUAUAAGAUGUCCAAAAGUGCUGUUUUUCCAUAGGUGUCGCCUUUAACACAAAACUUUGCUAUGCUCUAUACUAUUUACCAAUUUUAUUAAGGGAAGUGGAAUACUGAAAUGAACUGAUCACUAGCAAUAGUCUGUAUCCUGAUGUGUGUGUGCACUCAGAACCACACUUACUCGUUUGUGAGUGUAUGAGGCAAAGUUAUCUUAUAUUUCCAGGUUGAAUUAGUUGGAGUUUUACUCAUUUUCCCAGUAAUCUACAUAGUACUGGCAGGUUCCACUAGCAUGCUGAGUAGGAUAGUAACUUUGUAUGUCUGACCCAAGUGCCAAAGGCAGACGUGCUUUAUAGCUAAAUGAACAAAGCAAAGGAUAUUACAGAGGUCUGUUCACUCUUAGAAGCUAACUGCCCUGAGACUGCAUGGCUCAGGCCUUAAUAAUGGAUGUAAAAGUCAUAAAACUUUAGAGCUGGAAGGAAUCCUGACUGUUAAUCUAGUUCAAUGUCCUUAUUUUAACAGAUGGGAAAACUGAGGCCUGGAGAUAGGAAAGGAUUUGCCCAAGGCCACACACUGAGUUAAUAGCAGAGUUGGGACUGGAAUACAGGUCUUCUGAUUCCUGUUUCAGUAUUUACCCUGCACCACAUUAAGUUAUGGGACUUUUUUCCUAGGACUCUAUUAGCAGUGAAAGAAAGCCAUUCCUGUUCAAUUUCUCUUCAGGAACCAUGCCAAGUUAGUGUGGUGGUCUUUAUACUGUGCAUGGUGGGUAGCUAAUUAACUAUCAGAUGUUGAGGCUGCCCCCACCCCCGUGGAUAUCACCUUUGGCUCUGUCACCUUGUAGAAGCUCAAGUAUGGAAAAGAAACGCUUAAGGAAGCCCUAACCAAGCUGUAUCUUCGCCAUUGCACCUACUCUUUGCUGCAUAUACACUGUGCUUGCUACUGGCUUUGUCUACAGUGGCAGUUGCCUAAGAACCUAAAUUUCAACAACAGUGAAAAACUGAGAUCAAAGAUGUAUAAUGCAAAGAACUGACUUUUCUUUUAAAAAUAUAAAUAAACACCAAGAGCCUGGGCUGUGAAUCUCCUCCAAUGGAAAAGGCUACAGUGGUAAAGGCAGGCUCCUAAAGACUGCUGCUAAAAGACACAAGAAUUAGAUCCAGUUCCUCUCUGUAAGUGGAUCCUACAUUCACUUAAGGGAUCCAGAGAUUGAAAGCACUUGCUUGGAAUCAAAGUGCUCUGACUUAGUUUCAGACUUCCAGACUCGAACUCUAUGUAUCAUCUCUUAAAAGUGUGCAUGGAUGUAUAUUGCAGGGUGGAGAGGGGGGGAGAAAUAUAGUCACACCCAGGGGGAGGAAGAAGGUACACCCAUGUCCUUUUGUUGGAUAUAUACUAUAGAAAUAUGUGCCACUCAGUCUUUGUUGGUUCUGAAUCUUCCUGCAGUGUAUUGACAUUUGGGCUGCACACAGCCCCACAACUUCACCUACACCUCCUCUUCUAGAGUUGCUUUGCUCUAUUUUUGUAUAUAUAAAUAUGUUAUGAUGAUUAUUCAUAAUGUUAAUUAUAUUGCUGCAAAUGGUGCCAUAUAUAAGGUUUGGCUUCUUGGAACAUUUAUAAACCCAGACCAAUACCUGUAACCUCUUAUGUUGCUUUCAGAUCCUUCCAUUUUAAGUAACUUUUCUUUGAAUCUCGCAAGUUUGCCUGAUUGAACUUUGAACUUACCUAUCCCUAAAAGCUGCACCCAGUUCUCUGGACCAAGCUGGAUGGUGAUGAGUAGCAACACACACUUCUCCCUGCUUCUGCCUGAAAUUUGCUUAUAGCUGACUUAUAUAGAGAUUUUAUGACACUAGUGCAUUGAAGCUAAAGUUAUUCUAUAGAUGUUUGCUUAUUAGUUUCAGGACCCAAAAUAACAGUUUCCUCCUCCUUGCUAUCUCCUUGAUAUCCCAAUCCUGCAGUCCUUACUCAGGCAAAUUGUACACUGCCAGAAGGGCCCUGGGCUCUGCCAUAUACCCAGAGAAGCUCUUCUCAGUGUAUUUCUAAAUGGCCUUACACUUGGUAGAAGAAACUGAAGGGUUACUCAACUGCAGUUGCAAUCUGCAAUCUGCUGCUGAGUCAGAGCUUUCACUUGUGUUCAAGUUGGCCUGAUAUGGACUGCAUCUGGUUUACGUAUAGAUGGGUCCUGUUGGGGUAUGCGCACCAAUGUGUCAGUGUGUGUGCAUAUGUAUCCCUUCUGUGAGGUAUACAUAUAUAUGUAUAUCCAGAUACAUAUAUAUGUAUACAUAUAUGUAUGUAAAUAUAUAUUCACACAUCUCUAUAUAUUUUAAUGUAUUGCACAUGUAUAUUUAAAAUAUAUACGAAAGAACUCUAAAUCCUGCA